Juglans microcarpa x Juglans regia is the source of this 1197-nucleotide messenger RNA. RefSeq names its product pyridoxal kinase-like. NCBI's taxonomy places the organism in Eukaryota, Viridiplantae, Streptophyta, Magnoliopsida, Fagales, Juglandaceae. Bases 134 to 976 code for a protein of 280 amino acids. The transcript has 13 exons. Gene Ontology annotation, molecular function: pyridoxal kinase activity. The record is from RefSeq and is a predicted model, not a curated record. Gene Ontology annotation, biological process: pyridoxal 5'-phosphate salvage. Gene Ontology annotation, cellular component: cytosol.
UUUCUCUUCAUAAAUACAAGAAUCCGCUAGCCUUGAAACCCCGACCCUGUAUGCUGUUACAGUCUCGGCUCAUAGGCAGUCCUCAGUUGGGAAUUCUCCGAGAAAGUCACACUUCCGCUCGAGAAAUCUAGCAAUGGUACCUCCGAUCCUUUCUUUGGCUCUGCCCUCCGAGACCGGCCGAGUUCUCAGUAUUCAGUCUCACACAGUUCAGGGAUAUGUUGGAAAUAAAUCAGCUGUCUUCCCUCUCCAGUUAUUGGGCUAUGAUGUGGAUCCAAUUAAUUCGGUGCAAUUCUCAAACCAUACAGGAUACCCAACUUUUAAGGGCCAAGUUUUGAAUGGACAACAGCUAUGUGAUUUGAUAGAAGGCCUUGAAGCGAAUAAUUUAUUAUACUAUACUCAUUUAUUAACAGGUUAUAUUGGUUCAGUUUCUUUUUUGACAACUGUAUUGGAAGUUGUCAGUAAGCUUCGUUCUAUAAACCCGAAAUUGACAUAUGUCUGUGAUCCAGUGAUGGGUGAUGAUGGAAAGCUCUAUGUCCCUUCAGAACUAGUAUCAGUAUAUCGUGAAAAGGUUGUCCCAGUGGCUUCAAUGUUAACUCCCAACCAGUUUGAGGCUGAACAGUUGACUGGUUUCAGGAUUGGCUCCGAAAGAGAUGGCCAGGAAGCUUGUAACAUUCUUCAUGCUGCAGGACCAUCAAAGGUUGUGAUUACAAGCAUAAAUAUAGAAGGCAAUCUUCUCCUUAUUGGCAGUCAUCAGAAGGAAAAGGAUCAAUCUCCUGAGCAAUUUAAGAUCGUCAUUCCCAAAAUUCCUGCAUAUUUCACGGGAACGGGAGAUCUUACAACUGCUCUUCUACUUGGUUGGAGCAAUAAAUAUCCUGACAACCUUGACAAGGCAGCAGAGCUUGCGGUAUCAAGCUUGCAGAUCAUCGUUGGAGUUUUUCCUAUCCGUGCAGGCACUACUGCAGAGGACAAUGAAUGAUUAUAGAAGUGCAGGACAUGAUCCCCAGUCAAGCAGUUUGGAGAUUCGUUUGAUUCAAAGCCAGGAUGACAUUCGGAAUCCACAAGUUAAAUUGAGAGCUGAAAAAUACAAAUAAAUGGGUGAUAUUUACGGCACCGUAUUUGAAUAACAUUGUACCCAGAUCAUGCCUGUGGCUGCAUAAUUAGUUUAUAAAAAUAAAAUAUGUGCUUUGGUUUCGAUCA